This is a messenger RNA of Tricharina praecox, 2131 nucleotides long. RefSeq lists its product as uncharacterized. Lineage: Eukaryota; Fungi; Ascomycota; Pezizomycetes; Pezizales; Pyronemataceae. The record is from RefSeq and is a predicted model, not a curated record. The coding region runs from base 176 to 1738 and encodes 520 amino acids. The transcript has 3 exons.
GUGCGGACGUUUGUCAGGAUGUUGGAACCAAGGCUUAUGCAUCAUAGGGCCCGAUGUUUGUUCAGCGGCCACGAGACGUCGAUUAUGGAUUUUGCUUUUGCUUUUGGCUGUUUCUGGCUGUUGGACUUAGCAGCAGAAGCAAGCGGCAUUUUGUCAACUCGAAGUCUCCAUUCCGAUGAGUGCCCCCCCCUUCCCUUCCUUCCUUCUUUCCUUCCUUCUCUCCCCGCCCUCCGCUGCCGCCAUUGCGCUCUUCUCUCUCCCCUUUCCGUUCGUUUGCAGUCUGACAGCAAGAAUCCCCCUCCCCUUUCACGGCGAACAGCGUGCUCCUAAUUUCAACUUCUCUCACUCCCUCGUUUUCGUUCUUUAUUACAUAUCUCGGCCUGCCUCCCACCUGCCAUUCUCUCGGCCACUGCCAUCCCACACUCCUUCCUUCUCUUCACAGCGCCUGCAAAAAAGAAAAAAAGAAAAAAACACUCGUUCUUCGUUCCGCGCUCCCUUGCUCUUUUGGCGAAUAGAUAAGUUCCUGUCGAUAACGAAACGAAAUCAAACAAACGUCAACGUCAACGAGAAUCCAAUUUCCUCCAACGGCUGCCCCCACCACCCAACCCGAUACGCGCCGCCCAUACACAUAUUAAUUCCCGCUACUACACCCGCUGCACCCACCACACCACACAGGAAGAACAUGCCCUCAGCCAUGGAAGCCCCAUCAACACGUCUCCACGUGGACGAGAUAAUCCUCGACUACCUCCUGUGGUACUGCACGUCAUCGCUGCUGUCUGCCCGUAGCCUGCGCACCGGAAACAAGAGCGAGUAUGCCGAGACCACGCGCAACGGCGAUACGGCCAUCAAGUUGGUGAACAGCUUCUACCAGUCGUUUAAACGUUCGCAUCCGAAUAGUCCCCUGCCGGAACCCAUCGUACUGCGCCUCAGGAUAUGUCGAUUUGCGGUGACCAUGUUGCGACGGGUGGAUGUUACUACGCUUGACCUCGCGCAUGACGUCGAUGUCGGUCGGCGACGCAGCGAAGGUUGGUUGCGGCGCGAGGGCCGGGGCAACGCUUCCGUUCUCACCGAAGCUGAGACGGCAGUAUUUUCGCCGCCGGCAACCCCGUUCUCGCCGGAGCUACUCAAGAGGAACGUCGCCGCGCUGCGAGAGCACCUCGGCUUGACCUCCGAGCCCUCGCUGUUUGGCACCGCUACGCUGAGAGAUGCGCUGUGGGACUUCCUGGUGAUGACGGCACACAUCAGUGCGCGCGACGGUGAGGUGAGGUGGCCGUGGAUGGCCAACACGGUAGAUUUCAUGCUGCAAGCGGUGCUGGAGCAGUACCGGUGCCACGGAAGCACCGGGGUUGGCGCGCUGAACGAGUGCUUUGCCGUCGGGCUCACGAGCAUGGGGGCGGACAUGGACGAAGCCACCGAUGACGAGAUCAUGAUCAACGAGAUGUUUGCGGGCGAUAAUGGUGCGGUGGGGCAUAUGUUUGGCGAGCUGCGCACCAAGGGACUAUCGGAGCUCCUUCCUCCGCCGGAACGAACGCUCGAGGCCCACUUCGAAGGCCUCGCGAUGGAAUAUCCAUGGCCAGACUUCGAGGAUAGAAUCGUCAACUGUCUCAUCCCCGCCUCGAAGAGCCAGGCCCGGCCGGUCCUGGCCCAGCUCGAGCAGGGCCGGCUAGAGGGCUUCGAUCCCCGCGACGUGCAGACCGUCCUCGCCAGCGCGGGUGUGUCCGGCGCAGUCUGGCGGUAAUGCCAGACCCACAAUACUGCACGCGUCUCAUGACUUAUAUUAUAUUAUAUCCUAAUCAUCUAUUCUUAAUGUUUAUUGAACCUCACCCACAUUUAGCUACAUCUUCUAUCUGCCUAUCCGCCUAUCGGUGGUAGCUAUGCAUCUGUAUCUGCAUCUUAUCUGUAUCUGUAUCAUCUCGUAUCUUGUAUUUAUAUUAUAGCAUGUGGACACUAGGCACUGGGCACUAGGGGACUAGGACUGCAUUGGCGCUGUGGGGAUAUUGCACUGUUUUUUGGAUUCGAUCUUUGGGGGUUGGUGUUGCAACUUGUUGUUGCUGGGCAGCACGGUAAUGUCGAAGAGGAGGAAUCCUCCUUGCACUUAUCAUGACAACUAAACUUUAAAGUAUGGCGGUUG